UCUUAGUUGCUAUUCAGAAUAUAACAGCAACCCACGUGGCAACACACAACUGGCCUGCACAACCCCAACUUGCUCCCUCUCUCCCCUCUGGUUUGCUUCUGCGUACCAACCGACUGAAGACUCUGCAGAUUUUAACACUUCUCUCCCAUUUCCUCUUGGAUCUCCAUAUCCGACAAUUCCCCAGAUUUCCACACUUCCCAAUUAAAACCCAGAAAAGCAAACAGUCAGUUGUUACGGUUAUUCACAUAGCUCAUCAAUAUUUGCUGCCAUAUAUUCUCUCUCUAGAAACAAUUUCUCUCUCUAGAAAAUGCCAUCCCAACAGAUUCUGCCCAUAACGUAUCACCCUCCUCCACAGAAAUCGCUACUCAAAGAAGCACAGGACGACCCGUCAACCCGGCUUCUGUUGUGCUCGAAUUUCGAGGAUGAAGAAAAGAACACGCCUGUGAACCCACUCCUCCCCAGGGUCUCCAGCUACACCAACACUUCCGCUGCCGCUCCCAACAAUCACCAGCAGCGGCGGCGCCGGAGCGCCAGCGACAGCUCCCUUUCUUCCCACUCCGAUGAGGGCAGCCGCCACACCUUGGCCGGCGAUGUGCAGCACGCUGCUGCCGAGACGUUCUUGGUCACCCGGUUGAGUUUGAAGCUGUUAAAAUAUCUUGGGGUAGGCUACAGAUGGAUUACAAGAUUUCUUGCCCUUGGUUGCUAUUCAUUUUUACUUAUGCCAGGUUUUAUUCAAGUUGGCUAUUAUUAUUUCUUCUCCCGUCAGGUUCGCAGAGGUAUAGUUUAUGGUGAUCAACCAAGAAAUAGGCUAGAUCUGUAUCUACCCAAAAAUAGUGAUGGGCCGAAGCCAGUCAUUGCAUUUGUAACUGGUGGAGCCUGGAUUAUUGGUUACAAAGCAUGGGGUUCUCUUUUGGGACAACAGUUAUCAGAAAGAGACAUCAUAGUGGCGUGUAUAGAUUAUAGUUCCUUUCUAAAUAUAUGGAGAUUUGAGCGUCUCGGUAAAAAACUAGUUGACAUGGCAUCUUCAUGCAGAAAUUUCCCUCAGGGUACUAUCAGUGACAUGGUAAAGGAUGCUUCUCAAGGCAUCUCAUUUGUGUGCAAUCAUAUUGCUGAUUAUGGAGGCGACCCGAAUAGGGUUUAUCUGAUGGGACAGUCUGCUGGUGCACAUAUUGGUGCCUGCACCCUCAUUGACCAGGCAAUUAAGGAGGCGGGCGAAGGAGAGAGCUCUUCUUGGAGUGUCUCCCAGAUAAAGGCUUACUUUGGUCUGUCUGGAGGAUACAAUUUGCUUAACUUAGUGGAUCACUUCCACCACAGAGGUCUAUACCGUUCAAUCUUUUUAGGCAUAAUGGAAGGAGAACAAUCAUUGCAACGUUUCUCUCCAGAACUCAUGAUUCAGGACCCAAACGUUAGAAAUGCUGUUUCUCUCCUACCUCCUAUUAUUUUAUUUCAUGGUACUGCAGAUUACUCAAUACCAUCAGAUGCCAGCAAGAGUUUUGCAGAAACUCUUCAGAGACUUGGAGUGACAGCUAGAUCGAUUCUUUAUGAAGGGAAGACUCACACGGAUUUGUUUCUUCAGGAUCCAAUGCGUGGUGGUAGAGACGAUAUGUUUGAAGAUUUAGUAGCUAUCAUUCAUGAAGGUGAUUCAGAGGCUCUUGCCAAAGAUGCAGUGGCUCCUCCAAGAAGGCGCCUUGUACCUGAGUGCAUGUUGAAGUUGGCUCACCGUGUCAGCCCAUUCUAGCCAAUUUUUGUCUCAUUUAUCAACUCUCCCUUGAGUUUCUUUGUGAUCGACUGUAUCCAUUUUGUACAUAAUCGUUAAUGACAGGUGAAGUUUUUACCCCUUAUUUUUUGUGCAACCUUAAAGUUUACCCUAUUCUCAUGUCUCACAUCAAAUAUUUUCUUGCCCUUGUUAUUGUUCAUACCAAAGUAUUAAUUAGCAAAUCAUAUUUUGUGA
Molecule: messenger RNA, 1951 nt
Organism: Malus domestica (apple)
Lineage: Eukaryota; Viridiplantae; Streptophyta; Magnoliopsida; Rosales; Rosaceae
Source: RefSeq, a predicted model, not a curated record